This is a messenger RNA of Durusdinium trenchii, 342 nucleotides long. NCBI's taxonomy places the organism in Eukaryota, Dinophyceae, Suessiales, Symbiodiniaceae. The record is from the annotation of a GenBank genome assembly.
AUGACCAGCUCCUCGGUUGCUGGGGACGUAUGUUUUUGCUCGUCCGCAAAUGCCAGAGCUCAGAGCUUCAAUAUGCGAGAAUCCAUUUGGAUUGGUCUCGAGGUUGGUUUGGAAACGGCUCCUUUUUCGCGGAAGACUGAAGACUUGGAAGACUUUGAGAUGGAUGUGGAAAAUCAACUUCUGGAAACCUUUAGAUCUUGGACUCCUCUACCCCCUCACAGCCACCGUGCCAGUAAGCCCUGCGUUCUCUUGAAGUGGGUCCCAGGAAAAGUAAGUAAUUACUUCAGAAGGGAUGUUGUUGGAGUAACUUGUGACUACAGAGGGGGCUUUGGUUCUCUCUAG